AUGGAGCUGUGGCGGCCUCGUGGUGCCUGUGAAGGAGGGAGGGACCCGAUUGGCCGGAAUCUGCUCAAUCACUUCCUUAAAGCUUCUUCAGGCUCGAUGCAGCCACAGCGCCCCCUGUGGACACCAGAGGAACUCUGGGGGAGCGUCCCAGAUGAUAACAAGAACAACAAGAACACGGAGGAGAUAAACUGGAAGACCCACUGUCAGUCCGAGAGAUGCAGGCUGCCGUGUUUCCUGAAGCUGGGAGCUGGUUGUGUAGAAGUGGAGCGGGAGGAAAUGGCUGCUCUGAGGUCUCUGAGCUUCUGCCUGCUGGCUGUGGGCCUCCUGCUGCCGGCUGCUGCUUCCACAGGACAGAGAAUCACAGCUGAAGCUGGACAGGACUCAGUCACUCUGCCAUGUGGAGCUGGAAAGGAGACACAGAUAUUGACUGUGGAGUGGAGCAGACCUGAUCUGGAUCCAGAUGUUGUUCUUCUGUUCAGCUUUGGUCUCUUUGAGCCAGACCGCCAGCAUCCGUCCUUCAGGAACCGGGUGGAUCUGCAGGACAGACAGAUGAAGGAUGGAGACGUGUCUCUGAUUCUGAAGGAUGUGACGAUGGAUGAUACAGGAAUAUAUGAGUGUGAAGUUUAUCAGAGUGAACAAGACAUGGGGUUUAUCUUCAAAACCUCCAUCUAUCUUGUCGUUUCUCCUCCUCCAGGGAAAGCUCGGCCCACCUCUGAAGCCCCGCCCACCUCUGAAGCCCCGCCCCCUGACUCCUCCCCCCACCACCUUGGGCUCAUGCUGCUCCUCCGCCUGCUGGUGUUCUGCCCCUACUUCAUCUCCACCCUCCUCCUGGUGUCUGUGUACCGACUCAGAGCCAAAGAAGGUAAACAGCUCGUCUCCAUGACGACGGCCCCGCCCCUCCAGGCUGAGCCGGGAUUGGUCGAUGACUACGAUGACGUCACCACAGAGCAUCACUUCUGA
Menidia menidia (Atlantic silverside) is the source of this 960-nucleotide messenger RNA. The record is from the annotation of a GenBank genome assembly. NCBI's taxonomy places the organism in Eukaryota, Metazoa, Chordata, Actinopteri, Atheriniformes, Atherinopsidae.